This is a messenger RNA of Carassius carassius (crucian carp), 2020 nucleotides long. Its product is annotated as neutral amino acid transporter B(0)-like. The coding region runs from base 113 to 1732 and encodes 539 amino acids. Gene Ontology annotation, cellular component: plasma membrane. The transcript is spliced from 8 exons. Gene Ontology annotation, biological process: L-aspartate import across plasma membrane. The record is from RefSeq and is a predicted model, not a curated record. NCBI's taxonomy places the organism in Eukaryota, Metazoa, Chordata, Actinopteri, Cypriniformes, Cyprinidae. Gene Ontology annotation, molecular function: L-aspartate transmembrane transporter activity; symporter activity; neutral L-amino acid transmembrane transporter activity.
CCAUCUAAGUCAUUUCCACGCUGCCAGCACAAGAGGAGAGGACACAGACAAUCAGAUCACACCAAAGCCUACUAAACUUUUUACACUGACUCUCCAACCUUCAGACAGCACAAUGGCAGAAGAAAAGAUCUCCAUAGAAGACGUAAAGACGUCCAACGGUGAAGCGCACCUGGACGACCCGACCCUCGCCAACGGCCUGGGCGAUCACAAGAGGAGCGCGCCGGAGACCACCGGGCAGAAGCUGAAGCGCUUCGUGAUGGCCAAUCUGCUGGUCCUCCUGACGGUGUCCGCGGUCAUCGUCGGCGUGUUCAUCGGGCUCGGCGUGAGAAGCGCCGGCUUGAGCCGCACGCAGAUCCUUUACUUCGGGUUCCCCGGCGAGCUCCUCAUCCGCCUGCUCAAGAUGAUCAUCAUCCCUCUGGUGGUCUGCAGUCUGGUGUCCGGGGCGGCCAGCCUUGACCCCAAAGCCCUGGGCAAGCUGGGCGGCUGGGCGAUGCUUUUCUUUCUCGUGACCACUCUGAUCUCGUCCACCAUCGGCGUUAUUAUGGCGUUCAUCAUAAAGCCUGGCUCCAGCGACGGGAAAAAACUAUCCCAACUCACCCAUGAUGACAGCGGCGUUCCCGAAGCCAAAGAAGUCAUGGAUUCGUUUUUAGAUUUGAUAAGAAAUAUUUUCCCAUCUAACCUGGUAUCAGCUGCCUUUCAGUCGUAUGCCACUGGUUACAAGUUUGUAAAGAAUGACACCAACUCGACCAACUUCUCUUUGGAAAAGGUUCCAGUUGGCUCAGAGGUGGAUGGCAUGAACAUCCUGGGUCUCAUUGUUUUUGCUAUGGUAUUUGGUGUGGCCUUGAGGAAACUUGGGGAGGAAGGAGAGAUCCUUAUCAAGUUCUUCAACUCUUUCAAUGAGGCCACCAUGGUGCUGGUCUCCUGGAUCAUGUGGUAUGCACCACUGGGUAUAAUGUUCCUGGUUGCUGCUAAGAUUGUAGAAAUGGAGGAUGUUGGCUUGCUGUUCGCCAGCCUGGGGAAGUACAUCGCCUGCUGCGUCAUUGGCCAUGCCAUCCACGGUCUUCUUGUCCUCCCACUCAUAUACUUUGUGAUUACAAGGAAGAACCCAUACACGUUCUUGCUGGGGUUGGUCACCGCUUUGGCUACUGCCUUUGGAACGUCCUCCAGCUCUGCCACAUUGCCCCUCAUGAUGAAAUGUGUGGAGGAGAACAACGGUGUGUCCAAGCACAUCAGCCGCUUCAUCCUGCCCAUCGGAGCGACUGUCAACAUGGACGGAGCCGCCUGCUUCCAGUGUGUAGCCGCGGUGUUCAUCGCUCAGCUUAACGGGAUCCCGCUGGACUUCGUCCAGGUCAUCACCAUCCUUGUGACUGCGACGGCGUCUAGCGUGGGAGCUGCUGGGAUCCCUGCUGGAGGGGUGCUGACGCUGGCCAUCAUUUUGGAGUCAGUAGGCCUGCCCACAAACGAUCUGUCCCUCAUCCUGGCUGUGGACUGGCUUGUCGAUCGCACUUGCACCGUCAUCAAUGUUGAAGGUGACGCCUACGGAGCAGGUCUUCUGCAGUAUUUCGUGGAUCGCACUUCCAGUAAAGAGGGGGCGGAGCUAAAUAAGGUGCGCGUGGAGGAAGAAGACCCCGCCUCCAGGCCAGAAAUUUCUCCACUCAUCAAAAAACAGGGAAGCCUUGAAUUGGAAGAAGUCGCUGGACCUAAACCCAGUGAAAAGGAGUCCGUCAUGUAGACUUGCACACUAUUUCAACAAACUUUCCUUUUGACCUGUCUGAUCUCAAUAAAUCAACCCCUGCAUCUACGCAGCGACCAUUGGAGAGCGAGAGAGACAGGUUUAGACUAAGACGGGAGAAAGACUACAUCAUUUUGACCCUCCGCUAUGCCCUGCUCUUUAAGAAAGGAGUCUUCCAAAACCUAUGCACAUUUAGAUGGAAAAAUACUUGAACAAUUAUUUAUAAGAUGCUGGUCAGACAUUUUGGAUUUUCUCUUUAUAUUCUUCGUUUGCUCUACCCCCUUUUUU